UUGUUUUUAAACAGAUUUUUUCCUUUGUUUUUCUUUUUUCUUUUUUUUCCCCCCUCUCCCCCUGCGAGGGCUGCGGCCGCCUGGUGAUAAAAGGCCGGGGCGGCCAGAGCUGGCUCAGAGGGAGGAAAUGCCGAAAUUGCAGCAUUUCGACUCGGCGGCGAGCGCCCACUGACCCAUCCCGGCAAAGAGCGGCGUCACGGCCACCCGGGCAGCGGUGGUGCAUCCCCACCCGCAGCACCCUGCUCUGCCCCCCCCCAGCGCCACGGGGACCCCCACGCCAUGCAGGCGCUCAGCCUUGGCCUCGUGGCCCUGACCUGCGCCACGACGGCACUGUGCGCAGCCGGAGCCCAGCGCCGGGCGCUGGAGGGGGGCAGCCGCCGGCAUUACCACCGGGUGCAGCACGGCCACUGCAGCUACACCUUCGUGCUGCCUGAGGCCGACCCACCACCCUGCCCGGCUGCCCCCGCCGCCCCCAGCCCUGCCAAUGCGCUGCUGCAGCGGGACUCACCGGCCGGCACCGUGCACACCGGCCACGGGGCCACCCAGCGCCUGCGGCACCUUGAGAGGAUCCUGGAGAACAGCACCCAGUGGCUGCUGAAGCUGGAGAGCUACAUCCAGAUGAGCAUGAAGCCGGAGAUGGCGCAGCUGCGGCAGACGGCGGUGCAGAACCAGACCGCCACGAUGCUAGAGAUCGGCAGCACCCUCCUCAACCAGAGCGCCGAGCAGAGCCGCAAGCUCACGAGCGUGGAGGCCCAGGUGCUGAACCAGACAUCACGCAUCGAGAUGCAGCUACAGGAGAACUCCCUGUCCACCACUAAGCUGGAGAAGCAGCUGCUGCUGCAGACGAAUGAGAUCCACAAGCUGCAGAACAGGAACAACAUCCUGGAGGUGCGGGUGCUGGAGAUGGAGACGAAGCACCAGGCAGAGCUGGCGGGGGCCCGCUCGGAGAAGGAGAAGCUGCAGCACCUGGUGAGCCGGCAAAGUGGCACCAUCGAGGAGCUGGAGAAGUCGCUGCUGGCUGCCAGCACCAACACCAGCCUGCUCCAGCACCAGCAGCUCCAGCUCCUUGAGACGGUGCAGAGCCUGGUGCGCCUUGUCUCGCAGGGCAGAGCCCCACUGCUGGGGCAGCAGCAGCUCUUCCAGGACUGCGCCGAGGUGCGCCGGGCGGGCAUCCAUGCCAGUGGUGUCUACACCCUCCACAUCACCAACCUCAGCGAGCCCAAAAAGGCAUACUGUGACAUGGAGAUGGACCGAGGGGGCUGGACAGUCAUCCAGCUUCGUGCCAACGGCAGCCUCAGCUUCCAGAGAAGCUGGAAGGAGUACAAGCAGGGCUUUGGGGACGCAGCAGGCGAGUACUGGAUGGGUAACGAGGCUGUGCACCUCCUGACCAGCCAGGCACCCUAUGCCCUGCGCAUCGAGCUGCAGGACUGGGAGGGCGGCCAGGUCUAUGCCCACUAUGGGAAAUUCCAGCUGGGAAGCGAGCAGCAGCUUUACAGGCUGUCGCUGCAGGACUACAGUGGCACAGCCGGGCAGCAGAGUGGAAUGGCGCUGCAGGGCACCCGCUUCAGUACCCGUGACGCCGACAAUGAUAACUGCCUCUGCAAGUGCGCCCAGAUGCUGUCGGGAGGCUGGUGGUUCGACGCCUGCGGUCUCUCCAACCUGAAUGGCAUCUACUAUCCAGCCCGGCACAACAUCCGCAAGCUCAACGGCAUCCGCUGGCACCACUUCCAGGGGCCCAGCUACUCCCUGAAGGGCACCCGCAUGCUGAUCCGACCCACCAGCUUCUAGCGUGCUGGCAGUGGGGCAGCACCGUAACCGGUGCCAGCCUGGCACGGAGAGAGGGCUCCAGGAGAAGGGAUGGUUGCAGGAGACUGAGCCCUCCCAGCCGCCGCAGGGGAACUUUUCCCCCAGUUAUAUUUUUUACUCUUGUUUAUCCCAUCUUCCAAGAGCCUGCACAUUAAGGACCAGAGGGACCCACAGGCAGUGACAAGGGGCUCUGGUGCUGCAGGAGCUGGUGUGGGGGCUCUGCCUUGAACCAGCCCCUCUGCAGUGGGCUUCGGCACAUGGAAACCACUCGAUCACACCUCGGUUUCUCUCCCUGUCCUGCAGGGCCUCCGAUUUUUGUUCUGGGGACAGGGGUCCAAGACCUGCCGGGCCCCCCUGCACACUCAGCUGGGCUCCAAGGCACGACAGGGGCUUUGCCUUAUUUUUGGGCAUUGCAAAGCGCCCACCAUCCCGCUUUCCCCAUGGGAUUAGGGGAGCUGGAGAGGAUGGGUAUCCUCACGAGUGCAAGAAGCCAGUGCCAUCCCUCCUGCCCAGGCAUGGCUGUGCAGGGGGAUACAGGCCAUCCCCUCUGCCGUGCAUGGCCCAAGCCACUGUCCCCAUGCAAAGCAGCACAGGCACUGCUCCUUGCAGGAUGGGACUGAGCGCCUCCAGCCCCCAGGGUGCACGAGAUGAGCAGGGGUUGUCUUUGGGGACCCUGGGGGGACCAGCCCUAGGCUGGAAGGUGCUCGCUGCAGGGGGGCUGCACUGGCAGGGGCAGGCAGAGCCCCAGAAUGGGCAGGUUAGGGCUGAGGGGU
Molecule: messenger RNA, 2579 nt
Organism: Falco peregrinus (peregrine falcon)
Lineage: Eukaryota; Metazoa; Chordata; Aves; Falconiformes; Falconidae
Gene: ANGPT4
Product: angiopoietin 4
Exons: 9
Coding region: 280-1788 (502 amino acids)
Biological process (GO): signal transduction
Molecular function (GO): receptor tyrosine kinase binding
Source: RefSeq, a predicted model, not a curated record